CUCCAAAUUAAAAGAAAAUAUUUUAAGUUCAUAAAAAAUAUUAAAAAAUAUAAUUUCCCUUCAAUCCUCCUCGUUCCUUCUCAUUUUCUUUCCUCUAUUUGCUAUGUAGACAAAGCAAAUGUGUCUCUCCAUUUCCCUCAAUCCAAUAACAAAGGGUAAAAGUCACGCCUUUAGCUAUCGAAGACUGAAGAAUAAAGGGCUGAGAAGAGGGAGCUUCAUAAAUCGCAGCUUUCGUUUUUUGUAUUGAAUUUGAGUGCGCAAUUGAGUUUAUACUCUUGAGAAUCUUUCAGCUUGAUACUCUCAAUCCCUCCUUUCUUCUCCUCUUCAGAUGAAACAGCUUAAUGAUUGCUCCCAAUUAUAAUUCGUACUUUUGUGAACACAACCGGAAGACGUUGAUAAUAUCUGUUAUUGAUGCAGCGUGGAAGCUCUUUGGCAUCCCCUUUUAAUAGAACCUCUCCUCUCUUCGCUUUCUUCACCCAAAUGCCGUUGCUGUCAAUUUUUAGAAAUAGUUCCUAUACUUUCUGUCGUUCACUUCUCCUUUACCACAGUUGCUUAUUUGCCAGACCUGUUCACAAUAUUCAAGCCAAUGAUCUUUCUGUAACAAAGCAGAUUUGUGAAUCCUCUGGAAUGGCUACAGAUAAAGUGUCAGACAAAUCAAAGAAGAAAGCACGGUGGAUGUCACCUGAGGGACUGCUUAGAUCAGAGCUAAAUAUGUGCUCAAGGCAUGGUGAUAUUGUUAAAGCCUUUCACUUGUAUGAUGAGGCACAAAUAAAUGGGAUCCAGCUUAACCAACACCACUACAAUGUGCUGCUCUAUUUGUGUUCUUCUGGUUCUUCUGUUAAAUUGAAUGGAGAUGAGGUUGAUGCAAAUGCCUCUAGUUUGUGUUACAGAAGGGGUAUUGAGAUUUUUCGACAGAUGAUUAUUGAUAAAGUUCCUCCAAAUGAAGCUACUUUUACUAAUGCAGCAAGAUUGGCUCUUGCAUUGGAAGACCCAGAAAUGGCUUUUGAUUUGGUUAAGCAGAUGAAAGGUUUUAAUAUCCUGCCAAAAUUGCGUUCAUAUGGACCAGCAUUGUUUGGAUUCUGUAAGAAGGGGAUGGCUGAUAGAGCUUAUGAAGUUGAUGCACACAUGGUUGAAUCUAGGGUGAUGCCUGAAGAGCCUGAGCUUUCUGCUCUCUUAAAACUUAGUGCUGAUGUGAAGAGGGAAGACAAGGUGUAUGAGAUACUGCAUCGGUUGCGAGCCACUGUCAGGCAAGUUACAUAUUCAACUGUUGGGAUUAUAGAGGAUUGGUUCAAGUCUGAGGAUGCUUCAAAAGUUGGAAAGGAGAAUUGGGACACAAGCAAAGUAAGAGAAGAAAUUUUGAUGGGAGGUGGAGGUUGGCAUGGGCAAGGGUGGUUGGGGAAUGGGCAGUGGAGGGCAGUGAGGACUCAAAUUGAUGAGAAGGGUGUUUGUCAUUCUUGUGGUGAGAAGCUUACUUGCAUUGAUAUAGAUCCAAGAGAAACAGAAAAUUUUGCUACCUCAUUAAGCAAGUUAGCUUGCAAAAGAGAGGUUAGGACCGACUUUCUUCAAUUCCAGGAGUGGCUGCAGCAGCAUGGUCCAUUUGAUGCAGUUGUAGAUGGAGCCAAUUUGGGUCUUGCCAAUCAAAAGACUUUCAGCUUUUACCAGCUUAAUACUGUGGUGGGUAAGUUACAUCAAAUGAGCCCAUUAAAGAGAUUGCCACUUAUUAUUUUGCAUAGAAGUCGUGUAACUGGAGGUCCAGCUCAGAAUCCUAGGAACAAGAACUUGUUGGAGUUUUGGAAAAAGUCUGGUGCGCUCUAUGCUACCCCUGCUGGUUCAAAUGAUGAUUGGUACUGGUUAUAUGCUGCUGUUAGCUGUAAUUGUUUAUUGGUGACUAACGAUGAGAUGAGGGACCAUCUUUUCCAGUUGCUGGGGACUUCCUUUUUUCCAAGAUGGAAGGAAAAGCACCAGGUUCGAGUUUCUGUAUCAACAAGUGGACUUGCCGUAAACGUGCCUCCACCGUAUUCAAUUGUCAUUCAGGAGUCUGAAAAUGGUAGUUGGCAUGUGCCAACAAUUAAAGGCGAUGAUCUUGAAACACCAAGGCAGUGGUUGUGUGCUACCAGAGCAAGGAAAUAAACUACAUCCUCUCUAAAUUGGCAGGUUUUUGGCACAGCAAUGGGCACGAACAUGCAUUGGUGAGAUAGAUUGAGAGAUUUUAGUAAAGUAUAAUAUGCAUUUUCUGGUGAAUGCCAUCGUCCAGGUGUAUGCCAUCGUCCAGGUGUCUCGGUGCUGCUGUGAGAUUAGUUCUUUGAUGGCGCUGCUGUUAUACGAGGCUGCAACCUCAAGAAGGUUGCUGAAGACGAAUAUAUAAUGGCAAUACUUGACCGUUGCUUUCUCUUUGAAUGUUUUGGAUGACUUUCCUAGGUUGUAAUAUAUGUUACGAGUCUUUUUUUUUUCAACCACAAAAAAUCUUUUUUUUUUUUUUCAUUUUCCAGACCAUAUAUUCUGAUGAUGAUAAUUGUCAGAUCCAUUGGUACUGUCCCUGCUCCAUCUCAUUUGUUAAUUUUAUGGAAAUGCAAAUCACAAGGAAUGAAUUUGAAUUUCUUACGAGGUA
This is a messenger RNA of Hevea brasiliensis (rubber tree), 2608 nucleotides long. RefSeq names its product proteinaceous RNase P 1, chloroplastic/mitochondrial. Bases 412 to 2130 code for a protein of 572 amino acids. Gene Ontology annotation, molecular function: ribonuclease P activity; protein binding. The transcript has 7 exons. Gene Ontology annotation, biological process: tRNA 5'-leader removal. Lineage: Eukaryota; Viridiplantae; Streptophyta; Magnoliopsida; Malpighiales; Euphorbiaceae. The record is from RefSeq and is a predicted model, not a curated record.